AUAGCGUUGAUUAGUAGGUGUGCAAGUUAGGUGUCUAAUUAUCGAAAUCCAAGUGAUUGGUUAGCUACGAUCGGGGAUUUUACUUAAACGGAAUGAGGGAUGAGGGAUGAAAUAUGAAGACAGGGAUAAUAGUCCAAGUGAGCAAGGAGGAAAAUGGGAAGACAAAGGCACAGAGAAGGGAAAGAAAAAGAAAAAGAAAAAACAAAAACAAAACAAAAACAAAAACAAAAAAAGAGAGUGGGGGAAGAAAGAGAGGUUGUGGGAAAAAAAAAAGAGAGAGAAAAAAACAAAAGUUAUACCAGCUCGUUCACGUGCUACUCAGACCCUAUUCUUAUUUAAUUAGACAUACAGGCCGCAUGACACUGCCGGUAUUACAGUUACCAUCCCGGAGGCGGCAUCGGGAGUCCGCUGGUCUUCGGGAUUGAAUUUCUCAAGCAUCAUCACUGCCUUCAAUGCUAUAUUUUAUCUCUUUGCUCGAGCUUCCCAAUGUGCGCACGAUACAAGGAACACUUUCUAGACUGCCAG
This is a messenger RNA of Aspergillus brunneoviolaceus CBS 621.78, 525 nucleotides long. RefSeq lists its product as uncharacterized. Lineage: Eukaryota; Fungi; Ascomycota; Eurotiomycetes; Eurotiales; Aspergillaceae. The transcript has a single exon. The coding region runs from base 114 to 425 and encodes 103 amino acids. The record is from RefSeq and is a predicted model, not a curated record.